AUGAAACAGCCAUCCCACGGGCCGACGGUCAAGAGCACCUUCCUCGAGGGCGGCCGGGUGCUCAUGGUCGCACUCAACCGGCCGAAAGAGCUCAACACGAUGACCGACCAGAUGCAGGCCGACCUGGAGCGCGUGCUGGACUGGGCCGAGGAGGAGCCCUCGGUCUGGGCGAUCGUCGUCACCGGCACGCUUGCGCCUGCAUCCACGAAGGCCUUCUGCGCCGGCCAGGACCUCAAAGAGUGGCUCGCCAAGAAGGAGCACGACCAGCGCAGACGUCUGCUCGACACGCCCAACGGCUUCGGAUCCAUCUCCCGCCGCCUCUCCCGCAAGCCGCUCAUCGCUGCCGUCGACGGCCUCUGUCUCGGCGGUGGGCUGGAGCUCGUCCUCAACUGUGACCUCGUCAUCGCCACCCAACACAGCACGUUCGGGUUUCCGGAAGUCUCCAAGGGCGUCUUCGUCGCCCAGGGCGGCAUCCCCAGACUGCUGCUUCUCUGCGGCAGGACGCUGGCCUCGGAGCUGCUCUUCCUGGGCCGGCCGGUGGAUGCGCAGACGGCGCGGGACAAGUUCCGGAUCGUGAACGAGGUGGUGCCCACGACGGAGGCACUGCUCCCGGCGGUGCUCAGGAUGGCCCAGCAGAUCAUCGCUAACUCGCCCGCGGCCGUCCAGCUCACCAAGCUGGCCAUGGUCGACACCCUCCGCCGGGGCCAUCGCGGCUUCCUGGACGACGCCGCGCUCGGCACGCUGCGGGAGGAGGAGCUCGGCGACGGCAUCGAGCUCGCCACCGCUGCAGCCGUCCUCCGGGACGAGUUCGACGAGUGGGCACGCGGCCCCGACAUGCGCGAGGGGCUCCGGGCAUUUGCUGAAAAACGGAAACCCAGGUGGAGCGAUCCGGUGAAGAUCACAGAAAAGAAGAAGGCGAGCAAGCUCUAG
Messenger RNA from Puccinia triticina, 930 nucleotides. RefSeq lists its product as uncharacterized. Lineage: Eukaryota; Fungi; Basidiomycota; Pucciniomycetes; Pucciniales; Pucciniaceae. Gene Ontology annotation, cellular component: mitochondrion. The transcript is spliced from 6 exons. The coding region runs from base 1 to 930 and encodes 309 amino acids. Gene Ontology annotation, biological process: fatty acid beta-oxidation. Gene Ontology annotation, molecular function: enoyl-CoA hydratase activity. The record is from RefSeq and is a predicted model, not a curated record.